Colossoma macropomum (tambaqui) is the source of this 2893-nucleotide messenger RNA. RefSeq names its product calcium-activated potassium channel subunit beta-2 (gene s100p). The transcript has 5 exons. Gene Ontology annotation, cellular component: membrane; voltage-gated potassium channel complex. Gene Ontology annotation, biological process: detection of calcium ion; potassium ion transport. The record is from RefSeq and is a predicted model, not a curated record. Bases 1147 to 1848 code for a protein of 233 amino acids. Lineage: Eukaryota; Metazoa; Chordata; Actinopteri; Characiformes; Serrasalmidae. Gene Ontology annotation, molecular function: potassium channel regulator activity; calcium-activated potassium channel activity.
CUCAUUUCCUCAGCCACUCAUUCAUUUACACAGUCGCCCAUUCCCUCUGUCAUUCAUUCCCUCAGUCAGUCAGUCAGUCAGUCACAAAAUCACACAUUUUCUUAGUUGUUCCCUCACACAAUCAUUCAAUCACUGGCUCACAAAAAAUAAACAAACAAACAACCUAAACAAAUUAUAAACAAUAUUAUAAAUCAUAAACAAUAAUGUCCUGUAAGUAGGUCCAGACUUCAGUAUUUUACUUUCAGAUCUACAUCACCUGCAUACUAGCUUUAGGGUAGUUACUGGAGAAUUAAUAGUAGCUACUAGUUAAUAAAUUUUAAGAUUAGAAAGUGAAUAAUAGUUGAGAGGUUAAGGGGUAUAACACGGCAAAUGAAGGGUCCAUUAAAAAGAGCUGGGUAAGCUUUUAUCUCCCCUGUUGGUUCACACAUAGCUCACACAAGAGGAGUUCAAGUGAGCCCACUUUGUCACACGCGCAGGAGUGUGCAGUCAGUCGCAACUCACAAGGGUCCAAGCACCUGUGUCACCACUGUGCUACUCCAUCAAGGCCAAUCAGAGUCUGGCUGCUGAGGACGAGGAGGCUCAGAGCCGUGUGUGCUCGCUCUCCCCUCACUCUCCCCUCUCUCGCCCCUUCACUUGCACUGCUGGGGAUCAAUGGCAUGGUGGGCGCUCCUCUCCCUGCCCACCACUCUCCUCAUUAUCCCCCCAUCCCGCUGCUCGCCGCCUAUGAAUAGUCAAUAACAAACAAGCGGGAAGGAAAUGAGGGAGCAGAUGAAGGCGGCCCCGCCGAUUGAUGUGUGCGGUGUUUGUGGAGAGCUGCUUUAUUCAGGUGGACAGACUUCACUCCACUGGAGGAUUAUCCUUUGAUCGCUUUCACCUGCUCUUUUUCUCUGGAAAAAGGAUCUCUUUAUUCUGGUUUAUGGUUCCUGGGCUUUUUAAAACUUGAUCAAGAAGGACAUUUUAUUGAUGGACCCACUACUUUGACUGCUUAAGUUGGGCUUGAUGUUAACCAACCUCUUGUGCUUGGUGGAGUGUCUUGGGACACAGUGAGGGACCUGGAUUCAGGAGGAGAGAAGUGCUUGUCUAUUGUCCAAUCAGUCCGUAGCCAGUGCUUUGGAGAGUGCCGGACACAGUGGAGCGGCUGGGAGGAUGUUCCUGUGGGCUGGAACCAAAGGAGCUCAGAGACCAAACGAAAGAAGAACCAUUUAUCAGAAGAUCAGGGAGUAUGACAUUCUGGACAAGAGGAAGACUGUGACCGCUCUGAAGGCUGGUGAGGACAGAGCCAUUUUCCUGGGCCUCAGCAUGAUCUUCUUUUCUGUCAUGAUGUACUUUGUCCUGGGCAUCACAAUGGUGCGCUCUUAUUCAGACAGUGUGUGGACGGAGGAGUCGAGUUGCACAGUGUUAAACUCUAGUAUAAUUGCUGAGAUUAACUGCAGCUACAGCUGUGGUGCAGAGUGUUGGAAAAGCUCCAGAUAUCCAUGCCUGCAGGUGUACGUCAGCCUGAACUCUUCUGGCCGUGUCCUGCGACUCUCCCACAAUGAGGAAGCCCAGGAGGCCAACCCCGAGUGCUUCUAUGUCCCUAAGUGCCGUAAGGAUCACGCGAUGAUGCACACCUUGGUGCUGAACAUCUCAGAGCGGCUGAAGAUGCAGCACCAGGUGCCGUGCUACUACGACCCUGCCGAGCAGCAGGACAGCGUGCUGUUGACCCGUCUUUAUGGCAGUAGCGCUAUAUUUUCCUCACUCCUGUGGCCCACAUGCACACUCGUGAUGGGCACGCUCAUUGUCGCCAUGGUGAAGCUCACUCAGUACCUCUCCAUCCUUUGUGAACAGAUAAGCCGCAUUAAAAGGUGAGCCGGCCUGGUCCGGCUGAAACAGCCUGCUGUUUGGUCUGGCAAUCAUGACACAUGCAAUGGAAAGAGAGAGCAAAUAGAGCACAAACAAAUCUCUAACUGCUGUAUUCGUCACAGGACUGGUCUUUCUCCACUUGCAGAUGCCUUGCCCUCCCUGGACAGUGCCAAAAAGGGCAACAGCAUGGUUUGAAAGGUUAAAGGUCAAAGAUGGUGGACAGUUUCCUCUGCCAAUCUCAGUUUUCUAUACCUUCAAAAGAAGAGCAAUCAUAUGAGAUGUGUGAUCUGCCCACCUAUCUACUUUGGUAACCGGUCCAAGGUGUGGUGACAAGGACAGGCUUUUGUCUCGGGCCUUCUCAAACAUUCUCAGAUGCUAGAAGCUGGAAUUACCCAACACACAUUGGAUGAAGUGCAUCUGACUGCAACCUAAAGCCAUGUAUGUUGUGGAGUGUCGAAUGGAGCCUACAGUAAGUUCCUGCCAAGAAACUGCCACUGGUUAGCAUAUCUCCUGAACAGCUGACUUUAAUAUAUUACACUUGCAGAAACUGGAGCCCACUGACAAUGUGAACAUGCUUCAGGACUUUCUGGGAAAAAAAAAGAACUGCAGCAUUUAAGGUGAAAUGUAGCAAACAGAUAAAUGACCCAAAGCACAGUUUCUGUGACUGUUCUGAACUUAAAAAGCACAAAUCUGUAAUCAAGUGAUGAUGCUGUUGCAUGUGAGAAUGUGAAUGAUGCAGUUAAUUACAGCUCUUAUGUUCUAUUCACAUCUUAUUGAGCCACUUAUUGAUUGAUUUGUGGUUACAUGUCCAGUCAUUUCCACAAAGACAGCAAAUUCCACUUAAACUUUGUGUUAUUUGUUAAAAAUCAAUAGCUUAUGCAUCAGUAAGUACAGUAAUGGAGUUGGCACUUAAUGACUCUUUUAGGGUGUAAUUAUUUCUUUUAUAGGAAGAAUCUCAAGAAGCUGGCUCCUAAGUUCCGAAAUAAAUUAUAACACAAAUGAAACUGUCAACUAUAUCAAGAGCAUUUAUUAAACUGUUAUUAUUCUUUUA